CCAGGGGGCGGGGCGAGGGCACGCGUGGACUUGUGGGAAAGCCCCCGGAAGGAGGGGCCCGGCGUGAGUUGCUGAGGGCAGGACGCCGCGCCGGCGGGGCUGGUAACGGCCUGGUGAGAGGUUGAUUGAUCAAAACUCUACAGGCCAUAAUGACUUCAACAAAUAAAGCAAUUGAAUUACAACUGCAAGUGAAACAAAAUGCAGAAGAGUUACAAGACUUUAUGAGGGAUUUAGAAAACUGGGAAAAAGAUAUUAAGCAAAAGGAUAUGGAACUUAGAAGACAAAAUGGCAUUCCUGAAGAGAAUUUACCUCCUAUUCGAAAUGGUAAUUUUAGGAAAAAGAAGAAGGGCAAAGUUAAAGAGUCAUCUAAAAAAACCAAAGAUGAAAACACAAAAAAUAGGAUAAAAUCUUAUGAUUAUGAGGCAUGGGCAAAACUUGAUGUGGACAGUAUCCUUGAUGAGCUUGACAAAGAAGAGAGCACCCAUGAUUCUGUGUCUCAAGAAUCAGAGUCAGAAGAGGAUGGGAUUCAUGUAGAUUCACAAAAGGCUCUUGCUCUAAAAGAAAAGGGCAAUAAGUACUUCAGACAAGGAAAAUAUGAUGAAGCGAUUGAAUGCUACACCAAAGGCAUGGAUGCUGAUCCAUAUAAUCCUGUGUUGCCCACAAACAGAGCGUCUGCAUACUUUAGACUGAAAAAAUUUGCUGUUGCUGAGUCUGAUUGUAAUUUAGCAGUUGCCUUGAAUAGAAGUUAUACAAAGGCUUAUGCAAGGCGAGGUGCUGCUCGAUUUGCUUUGCAAAAAUUAGAGGAUGCCAAAAAAGAUUAUGAAAAAGUGUUAGAACUGGAACCAGAUAACUUUGAAGCUACAAAUGAGCUCAGGAAAAUUAAUCAGGCUUUAACUUCCAAAGAAAACUCAUGUCCGAAGGAAGCUGACACAGUGAUUAAGACAACUGAGGGAGAGAAAAAACAAAUUGAAGAACAACAGAAUAAACAGCAGGCCAUUUCAGAGAAAGAUCGGGGGAAUGCAUUUUUCAAAGAGGGGAAAUAUGAAAGAGCAAUUGAAUGCUAUACUCGAGGGAUGGCAGCAGAUGGUGCUUAUGCCCUUCUUCCAGCUAACAGAGCAAUGGCGUAUCUGAAGAUUCAGAAGUAUGAAGAGGCUGAAAAAGACUGCACACAAGCUAUUUUAUUAGAUGGCUCAUAUUCUAAAGCUUUUGCCAGAAGAGGAACUGCAAGAACAUUUUUGGGAAAGUUAAAUGAGGCCAAACAAGAUUUUGAAACUGUUUUACUUCUGGAACCUGGAAAUAAGCAAGCAGUAACUGAACUUUCCAAAAUUAAAAAGGAAUUAAUUGAGAAAGGACACUGGGAUGAUGUCUUUCUUGAUUCUACUCAAAGGCAAAACGUGAUAAAACCCACUUAUAAUCCAUCUCAUCUUGGGUCAACUAAACCACUCAAGAAGGUUAUUAUUGAAGAAACUGGUAAUUUGAUACAGACUAUUGAUGGGCCAGAUAGCACUGCUGCUGCUCCAGGGCGCACUCCUGUUAGUGGAGCAAACGUACUAGCAGCCACAGGCGCUGCCAGUAAGAAGGGCUCCAGCCAAGAGGACCUCGUGCCCACAAGUGAUAUUCCAAAAGCAAAAGUACUGAAAAUAGAAGAAGUCAGUGAUACUUCAGCUCUGGAACCUCAAGUCAAUUUGAAAAAGGAUGUAUGUCAGUCUUACAGUGAGAAGAUUUCCGUAGAAGUAGACAAAACACCUGCUCAGUUUAUCAGGACUGUUAUUCCUCCAGUUCCUGCAAACUCAUUUCAGCUUGAAUCUGAUUUCAGACAACUGAAAAAUUCUCCAGAUAUGCUGUAUCAGUAUUUGAAGCAAAUUGAGCCAUCCUUGUAUCCCAAGUUGUUUCAGAAAAAUCUAGAUCCAGGUGUAUUCAACCAAAUCAUUAAAAUUCUGCAUGACUUUUACAUUGAGAAGGAAAAGCCAUCACUAAUUUUUGAAAUCUUACAAAAGCUUUCUGAACUAAAAAGGUUUGAUAUGGCAGUGAUGUUUAUGUCAGAACCUGAGAAAAAAAUUGCACAUGUAUUAUUCAAUCAUAUAGACAAAUCAGGAUUGAAUGAUAAUUCUGUUGAAGAACUCAAGAAAAGAUAUGGUGGUUGAUUUCCAUUUUUACUGAAAUUAUUGUCUUUGACUUCCAUAUGUUAAGUUUUUUUCUAUGAAAAUAGUGUUGUUUUGCUUUUUAAGAAAAUGAAAUCAUAUAGGAAAAGGACUGUCUUUGGAUAUAAGUUAACUGUAAAGUGAAUUGUGAUUUAACUAGUGAGAAAUAUACUUAAGUGAACUAUUUAUAAGUCCUUUUCUGAAAAUAAAAAUAUAAAUUAUGAAGUAUACUUGUAAAGAUCAGUGUUUUAUUCUGUAAGUCAUUUUAAAUGUUAAGUUUAGAUACAUUCUUUAAUGCCCCAUAAGUUACAUUAUUUUUAUAUUUUCAUGAAUUUUUAUAACCAUAUUGAUAAGGUUGCUUCAUUAGCAUACAAAUAAAGUUAUAUUUGUAUCACUGCUUUGGUUUCCUAAUCUGUAGAAUGGGUAUACUAAUUGUUUCUACCUCAUGGGAUGAUUGUGAAGAUAAAAGGAAUGAGACAUUUUUGUGUUUGGAACAGGGCCAUAUAUAAGUACAUAUCAAGUUACUAUUGUUAUUAUUAUUACAAUGAUGACUUCCUAUAAUUUGUUGGAAUAAAGUACAGUGUUUAGGAAAUGUCACGUUGUUACCUUACUGCAAAAUAACACAGUGGUAAAUAGAGUAAUUUUGGAUCAAACGACCUGAGUAUAUAUAUAUAUCUGCUGUACUUAACUUGCUUGUGCCUCUGGACACAUUGCUCAACUUCUGUAAACCUCAAUUUCCUCUUACGUAAAAUUAGAAUUAUAUUAAAUACCCACCUCAAAGGGUCUUGGAAAGGUUAAGUGUGCUAAUUCAUGUAAGCAUUUAAUACAGUGCCUGUUACAUGGUUCUUGGUUAUUUUAUUAAUAAUAAUAGUGAUAUAAUUAACAUAAAGUCACAAAAGCAGAACUUUUCCAAGUGAUUUCUUUCUAGAAAUCUAGUUCUUCACUGGUAAUAGUAUCUAACUUGAUAGCAACAUUUAAAUCAUAACUUUUUUUGCAUUCUUGAUAGAAACACCAUACCUGCCAUGUAUUAUUAGCUUCCUCCCUGUCCUUUUUUAAUUUGCACUAAGUUCAGUAAAUUGAUAAGAGUAUACCCAAGUUCUCACCAUUUCAUAAUUUGUGCUAAUGCACUUAAGAUUUUACUCCCAGCCAGCAGAUCUAUUAUCUGUGUUAACAGAAGGCAUUUAUGAACACAGUACCAAAGCUCAGUUUACCUUUUUACAAUUCUUCCUUAAUGUUUGAUCUUUAUCAGUGUUCUGUUUAAAGUAACAUUAAAAAUUUUGGUGUUA
Vicugna pacos (alpaca) is the source of this 3427-nucleotide messenger RNA. It is a transcript of the gene RPAP3, whose product is annotated as RNA polymerase II associated protein 3. NCBI's taxonomy places the organism in Eukaryota, Metazoa, Chordata, Mammalia, Artiodactyla, Camelidae. Gene Ontology annotation, cellular component: protein folding chaperone complex. Gene Ontology annotation, molecular function: protein binding. The record is from RefSeq and is a predicted model, not a curated record.